Molecule: messenger RNA, 1485 nt
Organism: Cladophialophora yegresii CBS 114405
Lineage: Eukaryota; Fungi; Ascomycota; Eurotiomycetes; Chaetothyriales; Herpotrichiellaceae
Exons: 1
Coding region: 1-1485 (494 amino acids)
Source: RefSeq, a predicted model, not a curated record
AUGGAGCAGUAUCAGCACUACAUUCCACAGUUCCUCCUGCGUAACUUUUCCCAUCCCUAUGAAGUACCGACCCAAGGUAGUCCUGAGCAGAGGGGCGAAUACCCUUAUGAAAAAGGCAAGCGCCCGGGCAACAAAGUGCUCAAUGUCGUGGACCUCACCGUGGACGGACCACGAUUGCUCGAAGCACCGGUCUCCCGUUGGUUUGGCCAAGCGGACAUGUACAAGGAUUUUGCUGCUGCAAUUAAAGAAAAUAAUGAGGUGGAAGAAGGACUCUCUAAGCUCGAGUGCCGGAUAGCGGUAAUACUUCAAAAGAUCAAGAAGGCCCAUGAGAAUAGUGAGCCCGGAAUAUGGCUCACUCGGGUUCAGAGAAACAUGCUCCGAAAGUUUCUCUUCGUCAUGAAGUAUCGAGGACUGGGCUUCUACAACAAGUAUAUGUCUGAGGAUCCGCAAUCGUAUGAUUCGGAAGACCAACAUCUUCUCAGGGCCUACAUGGCCGAAAAUAGCAUGGCGAGACCUAGGGAUGUGUGGCUCCACAAUCUCCGCGCCAUCCUGGACCUCGAUAUGGAUGCUGAGGGAAAGUGGAUGACCCAACUUCCGACUCUCAUGUUCCCCGCAGACGCCCAGAUGUUUAUCGUUCAUGCCAAUUUCUCCUAUAUGGCAUUUUGCACACCGACCGCAAAUGAGGACGAGUUCCUGCUCACCGAUCAAUGCUACAACGUCUUCGAGGGCCCGACUGACGAAACUUUCUGUGCUAAAACGGGCGAGUAUUUAGGGAACACAUUCCUGCGUUACCACGAAUUCGGGCCUGUAACUCCCCGGCUGAUCAUUAUUCUCCGAAGUAUGAUACUACCCAAAGCGUUAGAAGACACAGACCCUAGGAUACAGAAAUCACGCCAGAUGAUGAUGGAUGCAGUGGCGACUCAAUUUCCAGAUCCAGAGAGUGUCAAGUCUAUUCUUUCCGAUCUGCCAGUAGCAAAAGCCACUAACUCUUAUACGAGAGUCGUUAACGGCAGGUUAGAACUUGCACCGGGAGCUUCAGGAACACCGCAGUCCACUGACAAGUUUUGUUUUCGAUUUUGGCCAAUUUCUACCAAGCAUGUGGAUAUCAUCAAUUCUAUCUUUUUAGAUAAUCUUUUGCAAUGCAGGAGUGUUGUUUUUGGCUCAACCGCACCUUUCAAACGAACAUUGGAGGCUUAUAUGAGCAUGCCAGCACAUGGCUUCAAGUCAAUCGGCAUCGGAGAGCAUAGGGCUCGAGUCAGCCGUCUUGCUUGCCUCAAGAAGUUAUCGACUGUGCUCGAGAUGCUUGGGUCUCAUGCUGUACCCGUCUGGCCUACCGAAGGCCAGGAGAUCAGGGAGCCCUUCAUUCAGUCUUUUCACGAUCUCUGGGUAGAAAUGAUGAAGAAAAUGCUUGGUUCCGGCGAUGAAUCCUUCUCAGAAUCUGAAAUUGCCCCCUUCUGGCAAGCCUACUACAGACUAGGUACGUAG